CAUAGAAAUAAUAUAAUUGUUUUUUUCAAUUUAAACCUUAAAUUCGCUUAACAAAGCUAGAAAACUCGAUAUACCACAACUUCGCACAUUGGCACUUCCGCACGUUAGGACUUCAUAUUUUAGUUGGUUAUACCUAGGGCCGUAUUCAGAGUCGCGACUUAAGUGAGGACUUAAGACGUUCUUUACAAAGAUCGUCUUAUUCGAAUAAGCAAUGCUUAAGUCGCUAUGUAUUCAGAGUCGGAGAAUAAGACCGACUUAGUUAAGAAAACGAUGAAUAAGCUUUGCUUAGUAAAGUCCGUGGUUAAGCAAUGCUUAUUUGACGUUCGGCUAUUUCCGUCGAUUUUCUACUGUAACAACCAAAGAAAAUGAUUCUUGAAAAUGUAGCAUUAUUUCUUACUUAGUGACGCGGUUUUUGAAUUGAAUUCAAAUAAUUGAGCGAGCGAUAGACAGAGCCAAAUUUAUUAAUAAAAAAAGCCAAAUUUAUUAAGAACAAUUCUGAAAUAUGAACACAAAAUAACACAAAAUUAAACUAACCACUGAAAUUAUUUAAAAAUAAAAUUUAAAUGUAAUUCUUUGUAUUGAUUAUGAAUCCAAACUAAUCUACAGCGAAUUCAGCGAUCGCGGUGUAGCGGCGACAAACGUGUUGCCAUUCUUUUUAUAUUUCAUUCGAUAUGUUAGUGACGGCAUAUUUUGGAGCCUUGUCCAAAGCAAUUAGCCAGGCGCUAUUGUGCUUUCGUACCAUUUAUGAUAGGGACCAGUGCUGGUGGCCAGGUAUCAGGUACCAGGUAUCAAAAGACUGUUCAUACGAAUGUAGAAUGCGUAGAAAAGGCAAGCAGCCCGACACUGUAUUGCUAAAAAUAUGAACUUUUUCGGAGUGGGGAAGACAUUGCCUUUUGGUAAGAAGACUGUGAUGAACCCCACGGCACUUACCGUACAGCCGUACAUAGGAAAGGAAUACUGUUAACAAUGGCUACUGUGAAGAAAUACUUCACCGAUGUGGAAAAAAGUGCAUUUGUAGCAAUAGUUAAAAAGUUCGCGCACAUUGUCGAAAAUAAGAAAAGUGAUAGCAGCACAUUGAGGCAAAAAGAAGAAGCGUAGCAGGAAGUCACGCACCAGUAUAAUAUGUCGGCUGUGAUUUCAUGCAAGAGGAAUACUGUACAACUUAAGAAGAUGUGGAGUAACAUGAAAGCUGCGCAACGAAGCGCGAUCAUGAGGGAAAGGCAAUCCCGAAUGGCAACAGGGGGAGGACCGGCAGAACCGGCAGCCGAAAUAAACCCUGAAAUAGCGGAGAUCGUGCCAUCGUUGAUGCAGAAUGCACCAAGUAUAUUAUCUUCCAAUUACACAGAGGAAGAGUUGGCGAACAGACGCGAAGCUAUAUUUCAUGGAGUAUACAUUUUGGACGAUGUUGAAUUGGAUGAUAAUCCAAUUUGUAUAAAUACGAGUCAGGGAAGUAGAAACGUUACAUCGGAAGGUACUGAUGAGGGCCGUGAAGAAGAAAACUGUAAUCGGUCCCUACAAAGUAAAAAAUUAGAAAUUGAUCAAAUCGUGGACAGCGCGCUGCAGCGAAAACCGCAGAAAGCAGCCACUUCCACCGCUCCAAAGAUGGAUUAUGAUGAGAGGAGGUUGAAAUUCGAGCGAAUAAGACGCACAAUGAAGAGCGAGGAAGAAUUGGCCGAUUUGAAACUGCGGCACGAGCAACGGAAAAAUGAAUUGGAAAUCGAAUUUUUAAAAACAAAAUAUGAUUUCGAAAUCCGUGCCGUAGCCGCAGCAGCAGAGAAAGCUGAAUUUGAAUUAAAAGAAGUGAAAGCCUCCUCUCAUCAUAAUUCAGCUUUGGAGCGGCGGAAGUGAUUGGUCUUCGACGCUGCGAUCCACGGUUUGAUCAAUUUCAUCCUUUUGGUAUUCUGGGGAACGAUUACCAAUAUCACAAUGACCUUCUUCAUGGCCCUCCUCAUUAAUUUCCGUUGUAAUGUUUGUACUUUUCUGACUGGUGUUUAUACAAAUUGGAUUAUCAUCCAGUUCAACAUCGUCCAAAAUGUAUUCCUCAUGGAAUAUGGCAUCACGUUUGUUCGCCAACUCUUCCUCUGUGUAAUUAGAGGAUAAAAUACUUAGCGCAUUCUGCAUUAACGAUGGCACGAUCUCUGCUAUUUCUGGGUUGAUUUCUGCCAAUCGAGAUUGUCUUUCCCUCAUUAUCGCGCGUCGUUGCGCAGCUUUCAUG
Osmia bicornis bicornis is the source of this 2215-nucleotide messenger RNA. RefSeq lists its product as uncharacterized. NCBI's taxonomy places the organism in Eukaryota, Metazoa, Arthropoda, Insecta, Hymenoptera, Megachilidae. The coding region runs from base 1123 to 1848 and encodes 241 amino acids. The record is from RefSeq and is a predicted model, not a curated record. The transcript is spliced from 3 exons.